AUGUCUAUAUUACAGGUGUUGUUAUGUGUCUGCACAGUUCCAGCGGUGGUGAGUAUAAUAGUAACAGACUAUCCACCGACGAGCACAGAGUACAAUUAUUCGUAUAACGUCAUAGAUCUUGCUACUGGCGACGCAAAAACUCUGCACGAAAUAAGACAAGGAGACACUGUCAGCGGAUCAUAUUCCCUCAUCGACCCUGAUGGCACAAGGCGCACUGUCAAAUACACUGCUGGGCCCAAGACCGGAUUUAAGGCUGUGAUUCACAAAGAACCCGUGGCAAUGCCUCAAAUUGUCAAACACAAGGUACACAAAAUCACCAACCAUCACGCGCCAAUAUUUAUUGAACGUUUAGCCCCGAUUCCUUAUUGUCAAAAUAAAAAUAAAUUGCGACAAUCUACAUAUUCACCAUCAGCUAAUAAGUACAGUCGUUUAUACUUUACACCAGACAGCAAAAUUGAGCCGGAUAAACCAGAUUUUAAUAAAGGGGAAUAUUUUAUACCGAAUAAAACUUACUAA
Messenger RNA from Parnassius mnemosyne (clouded apollo), 516 nucleotides. NCBI's taxonomy places the organism in Eukaryota, Metazoa, Arthropoda, Insecta, Lepidoptera, Papilionidae. The record is from the annotation of a GenBank genome assembly.